Molecule: messenger RNA, 1199 nt
Organism: Mytilus trossulus (common blue mussel)
Lineage: Eukaryota; Metazoa; Mollusca; Bivalvia; Mytilida; Mytilidae
Exons: 4
Coding region: 171-1145 (324 amino acids)
Source: RefSeq, a predicted model, not a curated record
AACCGUUUAUCUCCUUAAUACAAAUUAUUAUCAAUAUAAAAUGUAAGACUUUCUUAUCUAUAUCAUCUUAGUUCUAGUGUGCCAAACGAGACUAUACGUGACCAAACGAGACUAUAAUUUAUAUGCACGAAAAAUUAAAAGUCAAAGGAAAAUAACGCAGUUCUUUCAAAAUGUUAUCUGGAAUUUUGUUGUGUUGUUUUAUUAGUAGUGUACUUGGACAUGGGAGGCUUCUGGAUCCUCCUGCUCGCGCUACAAUGUGGAGAGUAGGUUUUAGUACACCGAAAAAUUAUAAUGAUAAUCAAUUAAAUUGCGGUGGAUUUAUGAAUCAAUAUUUAUUUCAAAAUGGUAAAUGUGGCGUAUGUGGCGAUCCAAACCAAGGACCGAAGGACAACGAAGCUGGUGGGCGGUUCGCCACUGGUACCAUUGGCAAAACUUAUAAAACGGGGCAGGUCAUUGACGUGUCAAUUCAGAUAACCGCUGAUCAUAGAGGAUGGUUUGAAAUGAAACUCUGUCCAAACAACAAUCCUGCCAAAGCUGUCACUCAUGCAUGCCUAGAUAGAUACCUACUGAACGUUGUUGGGUCUGGAACACGAUUUAUUAACACUCCUGGAGUUGGAACAAAACGUUUCCAAGUUAAACUUCCUGACGGACUACAAUGUUCACAAUGUGUCUUACAGUGGAGAUGGCACGCAGGGAACAACUAUGGCGUAGAUCCCGACGGACGAGGGUGUAUAGGAUGUGGUUCUCAAGAAGAGUUUUACGGAUGUGCUGACAUUGCCAUCACCGGUAACGGACAGACUCACGUCACUCAACAACCAAGCAUCACAUUCCGUCCGAUACAAACAUUUAAACCAUUUGUAACAAAUGCACCCGUACAAACUGCAAGACCGGUUCAAACCGCAAGACCGGUAAUAACCGCAAGACCAGUUCAAACUGCAAGACCAGUUCAAACCGCAAGACCGGUUCAAACUGCAAGACCAAUACAAACUGUUAGACCAGUUAUAACUGCAAGGCCUGGUACCAUAACUUGCAAGGCUAUAAAUUAUUGGGCAGGAGUUGUGGCUCUUGACCAAUGGUGUACAGUAGAAUGCCAAAAAGGAAAUUGUCCACCAACUGCAUGUUCUUGUCAAGGUCUAGGUCGUUAAUUGAGUUGUUGUAUCAAGGACUAUAUUAUGUAAUUAAUAAAUAUGCUUUUUGUG